AUGGGGAAUUACACCAAGGCGAUAAAUGACUUGCACAAGAAACUAAUGCAACUAAUAUUCGAGAGCUUAGGUCUAAAAUCGAACUACAUACAGAAAGAAAUCGAACGAGGCUCACAAGUCACGGCGGUGAAUUAUUACCCUUCUUGCCCCGAACCGAGCCUAGCAUUAGGCCUGCCACCACACACAGACUACGGAUUGUUAACCAUUCUACUACAAAAUCAAGAAGGCCUACAAAUAAAGGACAAAACCGGAAAUUGGCAUUCAGUACCUGUGAUCAACGAAGGAUUGGUGGUUCAAUUGGGAGAUCAUAUGGAAGUACUGAGCAACGGCCGAUACAGAGGGGUUGUGCAUCGAGCGGUUCUGAACUCGGAGAAGAAUCGGAUUUCGAUUGCUAAUAUCCAGAGCCUUUCGAUGGAUGAGAAAGUGGGGCCCGCUUUGGAGCUGGUGGACGAGGAAUAUCCGGUGCUGUACGAAGAAGCGAGCUUUGCGGAUUUUCUGAAGUUCGUUUCGGAGAAUGAUAUACUUGAACGGAGAUACAUUGACACACUCAGAAAGGGGAAAAUCCGCUAG
Molecule: messenger RNA, 570 nt
Organism: Erythranthe guttata (spotted monkey flower)
Lineage: Eukaryota; Viridiplantae; Streptophyta; Magnoliopsida; Lamiales; Phrymaceae
Source: RefSeq, a predicted model, not a curated record